AUGGCAGAUAUAAAGAAACAGAGAAAGAAUCAGAUAUAUUGGCACAAGAAAGACAUAAAGAUAGAGUUUGAUACGUUCAGCAGCGAGGAAAGUGCAGAGCCCAUAUCCACAAACAACAUAUACGCCCCGGGCCCAAAGGCAGAGCCUCCUUUUGAGGUGGAAAUACUUGCCAGUAGAUUUCUGUACAAAAAUGGAAAAGAGGCAUCGCUGUACAUUAUUCGGAUAGCCUCUCUCGUGCACUCCUGGAUGCUGAUAAAGUCCAUCGCUGAAAUAGUAGACUUAAUCAACCUAAUAAAAGACAGAACAACCAUUCUCAAUAAGCUGAGCAUGAAAAGAUUCAAGUGCAUCUCUGUGGAAAACUAUAAGGAGAGGUACUCGAUGAUACAGCUUAUUUUGAGCACGCUCCUCAACAACCCAGACUACUACAAGUACAUACAGCAGUUCAUUCUGACAAACACAAUAUCCGACUCUGUGGACAUACACCGGGUCGAAGAGGCCUUGGAGAACGAGGAAAAAGACGGGGUCUUCCUCGUUGAGUACAAAGGGUGGAUGCUCGGGUGGAAAGUCCACUACAUACAGCUCCUGAACAACGUGAUUGUGAGCACGUCUGUGCACUCCGGGAAGGUGAAAAGCCUCAUAAACAUACGGGACAUAAAAAUCAUCAACCGAAUCGUGAAAAUACAGGGCGAAGGCGUAAGCAAAGAGCUUGUGGCGCACGACAAAAUGACUGUAGAAAUAGUGAAAAAGUGGAUGUAUUCAGCAAGUGCAUAUUAG
This is a messenger RNA of Nematocida major, 774 nucleotides long. RefSeq lists its product as uncharacterized. The record is from RefSeq and is a predicted model, not a curated record. Bases 1 to 774 code for a protein of 257 amino acids. Lineage: Eukaryota; Fungi; Microsporidia. The transcript has a single exon.